AGCAUUUCAUCAAACACCUCACGUUUUAAACCCAAGUGUGUUAAAAAGCUCAGCUGGGCAUUUCAUCGAACACAAGACGCUCAUAUAAUGCUCUUCGCUCUCACGUUUUAAAUCCCCGACCUUUUGCUCUUAUAUUUCCCUCCAAACCUCACCUUCAAUGGCGCUCCAAUGGCCUCCUCCGCCCUCGCUUCUCUCCCCUUCCCUUUCGCCACCCUUCUCCCAAACACUAACAAGAGACCAACUCGUCUCUUCUCUACCACCCUCGCUGCGGAACCGAUCUCUAGCCCAUCCCCCUCUCUCAAUGUCGUCAUUGCUGGUGGUGGCUCUGGUGGUCACAUCUUCCCGGCGAUUGCCAUUGCCGAUGAGCUCCGUGCUGAUGCUCGCGUUGUCUUCCUUGGCACUAGCACUGGCAUGGAGCGGGAAGUCAUCCCUGCUGCUGGGUAUGAGUUUGUGCCUAUUCCGAAGGUCAAGCUCUCCCGCCCCUUCCUUUCCCCGCUGAACCUCCUUCUCCCUUUCAAGCUCCUCCGUUCCAUCGUUGCCAGCUUACGAGUUCUCCGUAAGAUUCGUCCUGAUAUCGUUGUUGGCACUGGAGCCUAUGUCUCCGCCCCUGUUCUCUUCGCCGCCGCGCUUUCUGGCAUCCGGCUUGUCAUCCAGGAGCAAAACGCUUACCCUGGACUUACUAACCAGGUCAUUGCGCCUUAUGCUGAGAAGAUUUUCCUUGCUUUCAAUGCUUGCUUGAAGUACUUUCCCAGAGAUAAGUGUGUGGUUUGUGGGAAUCCAAUCAGGCUUUCUCUCAGCCAUCAUGCAUCCAAGGUUGAUGCAAGGUUGCAUUACUUCCCCAAGGCUGGGGAGAAUGCGCAGGUUGUGCUUGUGCUUGGGGGAUCAACAGGGGCUACGGCACUUAAUGAUGCAUUUUUAAAGAUGUAUCAUGACAUGCUGGUGGAGCAUGACAAUAGGUAUAUCAUAUGGCAGACGGGUGCAGAGUGGCACAAGGAGGUCGAGAGCCAUGUCAAGAAACAUCCCCGGUUAUUGUUAACACCGUUCUUGCAUGCAAUGGACUUAGCUUAUGCAGCAUCGGACGUUGUUGUUUCUCGAGCUGGCGCUAUGACUUGCACUGAAAUCUUAAAUGCUGGGAAGCCCUCCAUUCUGAUACCAUCACCUACUGCUGCAGAAGAUCAUCAAACAAAAAACGCAUAUACGAUGGCAGAUAUUGCCGGAUCAAAAGUGAUUAUUGAAGAUGAACUUGAUUCAACUAGCCUUGAAUCCGCAAUUAAUGAAGUCUUAGGGGAUGAGAAUUUGAUGAGAGAGAUGUCCGAGAAGGCGAUAAGAGCUGCUCGGCCCAAUGCCUCUUCAGACAUUGCUCAAUGCAUUCUGUCCAUGGUGAAGACAUCCUCUGCUUAAAAAAAAAAAAA
Dioscorea cayenensis subsp. rotundata (Guinea yam) is the source of this 1412-nucleotide messenger RNA. Its product is annotated as UDP-N-acetylglucosamine--N-acetylmuramyl-(pentapeptide) pyrophosphoryl-undecaprenol N-acetylglucosamine transferase-like. NCBI's taxonomy places the organism in Eukaryota, Viridiplantae, Streptophyta, Magnoliopsida, Dioscoreales, Dioscoreaceae. Bases 169 to 1401 code for a protein of 410 amino acids. The transcript is spliced from 5 exons. The record is from RefSeq and is a predicted model, not a curated record. Gene Ontology annotation, biological process: carbohydrate metabolic process. Gene Ontology annotation, molecular function: undecaprenyldiphospho-muramoylpentapeptide beta-N-acetylglucosaminyltransferase activity.